This is a messenger RNA of Rhipicephalus sanguineus (brown dog tick), 6265 nucleotides long. RefSeq names its product nuclear factor of activated T-cells 5 (gene NFAT). Gene Ontology annotation, molecular function: DNA-binding transcription factor activity, RNA polymerase II-specific; transcription factor binding; RNA polymerase II cis-regulatory region sequence-specific DNA binding. NCBI's taxonomy places the organism in Eukaryota, Metazoa, Arthropoda, Arachnida, Ixodida, Ixodidae. The coding region runs from base 279 to 3452 and encodes 1057 amino acids. Gene Ontology annotation, cellular component: transcription regulator complex. The record is from RefSeq and is a predicted model, not a curated record. The transcript is spliced from 15 exons. Gene Ontology annotation, biological process: regulation of transcription by RNA polymerase II.
GGAAAGAGACACUGGGAGAGAGAGUGAGGAGAGUGUGACGCAUGCGCAAAGGCAGUUUCAGGCAGACGGCUGCAUAACCUCAAUCCUCCUGUUUGUUACCGCGCGGCGGAGCGGUUUUGUUUUUAUAUUCGAGUUUCCGAUCGCCCUACAUAACCUGAUUACAUGAAAGCCAAAAUUUGGAAUACUGUGUCACGAUAUCGAGAAGAAGACGACAUCAGGGAAGGAACUGCGCGUCGCUCGCGUGGAUUGGAGCGUUUUGAACCUCUCCAAAUGUUGACAUGGGCAAGAUCACCAACCGCCCCCAGGCUGACACAAGUAACUUGCCGUCUGGCUACAUCACCAAGGGUUCUCUGGUGCCAAUAGGACAAGACGCAUCGGUUGUCAAGGAAGAACAUUAUGGCCGGCAGUCUGGGCUGCCAGUGAAUCACAAUCCAGUAUCGUCAUACCGAGAAUUGCCGUAUUCGGAACUGAGUGAACUUGCAAGUGCACUUUGCGAGCAGUCCCACAGGAUGGAGUCUAAUCUCAGCACGCUCGAUUGUACCCUGGACACUACCAACCAGCAUGAGGACUCUGUGUCUUCUACUGUACGAGACAUUGCCCAGGAUAGUGGCAGUCUGCUGCAGGAGCCCAACUCAAUGCUGGUGCGCAUGCUUCACAUGACCGUAAAGGAGGAGCAAUCGUGGCUUGGUGCACUGGGGGGCAGCCCUUGCUCUGGCAGCCCCUCCUCCAGUCGGGCCAGUGCAAGCCCCCCGCCACAGUCCCCAUGCAGAGCCCUGGCAGGAGCCUCUCCUCUAGCUGUGUCUGAGGAAGCCACGCUCGGGGAUGCCCCGCAACCAUCCGAGACACCCUUGGCAUCGCGCUCGGGUCCAGAUUUUCACAAUCUACAGACUGCUUUGCGAGCAUUGAUCAAGGAGGUGACACAAGCCUCACCCCAGGAGCAGCAUUGCAGUCCUUCAAGCAUUUGUGGUGUUGCCAAGAGUCUCCUCUCAGCAGACUCUAGCUCAAACCGCUCUUCAGGGAUCUUUGCUCCACCUGUAUCAAUGGUGACCAAGGGGGGCAUCGCAAGGAGAGUAAACCAGGUUGCCAAGCGACCCACCCUGUACAUGUCCUUCCCUAGUCGGAGCCGUCGGGGGGAUGUAGAGUUGAAGAUACUUUCUCAGCCUGAAGAACAGCACCGGGCUCGUUACCUCACAGAGGGAAGCCGCGGAGCUGUGAAGGAUCGCACAGGCAUGGGCUUCCCGACUGUCAAGCUGACUGGACUGCAGGAACAAGUGAAGUUACAAGUGUUCAUUGGCACAGACCAAGGCAAAGUGCAGCCUCAUAUGUUUUAUCAGGCCAGCAGGGUGUGUGGAAAGAACUCUACACCAUGCCAAGAACGUCGCCUCGAUGGUACAACAGUUCUGGAAAUUGACAUGUUGCCAUCGAAAGACAUGACCGUCAGCUGUGACUGCGUUGGAAUCUUGAAGGAACGUAAUGUUGAUGUGGAGAAGCGCUUAGUUCGUUAUGGUGGUACACGCAACAAGAAACGCAGCACAAAGUGUCGCCUGGUGUUCCGUGUUGUGCUGCCUGCUCAGCGAGGACAGGACACCGGGGGCCUACCCUCUGAGAUUCUACAAGUUGCUUCAGCUCCCAUUUUGUGCACCCAGCCUCCUGGUAUCCCAGAAAUAUCAAAAAAGUCGUUGUCUGAAUGCUCAGUCAAGGGAGAAAUGGAGUUGUUCAUUAUCGGAAAAAAUUUUCUCAAAGAUACAAAAGUUUUGUUCAAGGAGCCUGCUUCUGAUAAUUUGGGAGACUGUGAGCCAAAUUAUGUAUGGGAAAAGUGUGUUGCUCCAGAAAAGGAAUAUUUGCAACCGACUCAUCUGAUUUGCCGUGUGCCCGCCUACAGAAACCAGGAUGUGGGGCACCCUGUGGUGGUGCAUUUGGUGGUGACCAGUGGGGGAAGGGCUAGUGAGCCCCACCCAUUCGCCUUUUUGCCCCUGUCAGGCGGAGGCCAAAUAUCUGCGGGUCCAUUGAGCGCCUCAAAGGCAAAAUCAAAUGGUAAUGCUACAACUGUGUCAGGCCUGGAAUUGAAGCCACAGCCCUUUGGAAGUUCACAGAGUGCACAGCUUCCUACCAUAAUUCAGAUUCCACUGCUGACGGGGACGUCGCCACGGGCACAGCGUCACCCUGUUCAGACACUGGUCAUCCCAACUACAACUAUCUCCUUGUCACCUGCAUCAGCUUCUGGCCCAGAGUCUCAGUCCAAGCCAGGCAACGGCAGUGGUGCAGCAGCUUCAGCCCCUAACAACAUUCAGUUUGUGGUGGUGCAGCAGCCAGCACAGCCAACCCAGCCACAGGCACAACAACAGCAGCAGCAGCAGCCACAGCAGCAGCAGCAGCAGUCACAGCAACAGCAGCAGUCAGCAGCACCUGCCACAUUGAGCCUGGUAGUUUCAUCAGCUCCUCAGCAGGCACUGCUCAAGACUGUCACUGAUGACACAAGCCCAGCUGAGUCAUGCCACCUUAAGCGCAAGAUUUCUCAUGCUCCCGAAGGGGCUCCCGACAAGUGUGCGGCAAACUAUGAAUUGCCAGGAGAGGAACCCUUGAAGGCCUCGGAUGAGCAGCAGCUGGGAAACCUCGGUCUGUUCUACUCGGACCAGAGCAUGCUGCCUCCUUGCAGUGUAGAGCAACUUAUGGGAGUGACGUCAGAGACAGUCACCCCUGCCCACACAGCCGCUGCAUCGGCCACGUUCGAGUGCGAGAGCCAGUGGAGUGCCCUGACUACAGCACACCAAAACCAAACUGAGAAUGCUGCCAAGCCUUUGUGGGGACAGAUGAACUGCGAGCCGGCCCCAACGGAGCCAGACCUUGAGGGUCGGCCAGCUGAGAUGCAGCCCUUGGAGAACACUUCAGCGUCCUUUACAGACGAGCAGCAGUUCAAGAAACAGAAGGUGAAGGAUGCUCCAGUGCUGUCUUUGUCGAGCUGGCCUGCCAAUAGCCUGGAGCAGCAGGUCCAGAGUAUGGAUUUCACCUGCACAGGAGUGAAGACAGAGGUUGCCUCCAACUGGCCAGACUCUCUGAAUGGUAUGCUGAGCCAGUCUGAGCCCAAGGUGCCUGUUGUGUUUGGUGACAAAGUGAUUAUGGAUCCAGGCCCAGUGGGUGUGAGCUCAGCACCAAGUGCCCAGUUUUCUGUGACGGGCACCUUCGAUGGCAACCCUCAGUGCCAGGACAGUAUGGCUGCUGGUGCAUUUGGCAUGACUUCUUUUGAGGCUGCAGCACAGCCAGUCAGCCAGCCACAAACCCUUGUUGUGGAGACUAGCUUGAGUGGUGUCUCCAGGGAUCAAGCACCACAGUCAGCUCAGCAAGCACAGUCCCAAGCUCAAGGGCCAAACAUGGACCACAUCUCGGCAAUGUCCAUGCUUCCAGAGUCUGAACUACUGCGCAUGAUCAACCCCAAUGCAUUUGACAAUGUUUGAAGAACAUCCGACUCAACAAUGGAGGUACUUGGACACUAUCAGCGUGUAGCAUUUUGCCUCAUCUCACUGUCUCCUGAACAUCACUUUCUUUGACCACAGCCUUGCAGAGCUCGCAUGAAGUUGCAAGGCUGUUCAGCAGUACUACUUAGGUGCAUGAUGGGCAUGUAGUCUGGUGCAUAGACACAGUGCGCUGCUUAGGAGAGGCAGAGGUAUAUGGCCACCUUUGUAAGGUGAAGACUGCGAAUAGGAUAUGGUUAUAACCCAUAUUCAGAGCAGUGGGAAGUGCGACGACGUCACCUGUCUAGCAUCGGAAUGUCUUGGUUCUUGCCAUCCGGAGUGCUAGCCGGACACAACAAAUCAAGAUUUCACGAAAUUAAUUUCUUACACUUCUUACGUGUGUAUUUGUUCACAACAGUUACAUCACGGACUGUGCUGUGUUUGCCACAUAUCUUCACAACAAAUAUACCCGUUUUUAAAUCAUGGGUCAUUUCAGUAAAGCACAGCUAAAAGUGGGCACAGCUAAAUCAAGGUGGGCUUUGUGGCUCAUCUGGUUCAUUGUAAAUUAAUGCCGUUUUUGACACAGCUUUCCGAAAAAAUUUGUAGUUCGUGCAUGCCUCGUGCCAAUCUCACAAGACACUGUCAACUUCUGAGUUGACAGUAGCCCUGUGGUUCCCAGCCAAAUGCACUGGCUGUGGGGUAGCGCAGUUGUGUGUCACACAGAGCAAAAAUUGUGCUUUUUUUGCAGUUUUGUUACGUGUGGUGUUUGUGUUUUGAGCUUGUGCAGCUAUAAGUGAUAGAUCGAUAGUCGAAAGCAUUGAGUUGUUGCCACACUGUCAGCUCUUCAGACCCCCUUACAUGAUAAAUGAGCUUUUACUUGCACGGUCCUGCAGGUUUACUGCAGUUUGUGUUUGUCAUGCCCUGUGGUGAAAAAUGUGUGUAGUACCGUUAUGAUCCAUAUAGCAUAUAUAUGCAUGCAUGCACACUCGUAUAGAAAUGUGGCAUGAAUGGGUGGACUGGCGCAUUAUUCUCGUACAAAACGCCGAAGGCUGACAGAGAGCGUACAAACCGCAUUUUUUUAAUCCGACGCGGCACAUUUAUAACAUAUUUACAAACCAGAAUAUAACAUUGCUGUAUAGAUACAAACCUGGUUACUAGAUUGUAUGUAAUAUUCUUAUUACUGCCUGCUUUGCAGGCUCUCUCUGUUCGGUGUGUGCCAGAUUAGUCACUUAGAAGGGGAAAUGCUGUGUUUGUUGGCCCUUCACUGAAAUAUUUCUGCCACCAGGCCUUCUUUGUCAACUUUUUAAAACAAAGCAUUGUUAUUUAUCUUUUGGACACUUCAAAGUUAAGGAAUGACACGGUGUGUGCUAUUUUGUUGCCACUCCUUAAUUUCUGUGUGUGUUUGCAAAACUGCAGGCUUUCUCGCUUAUCUGCUGCACUUUGUUCAAGGGCAGUUUUUCUGAUAUCUUCCGUUGUAGGGAGCUUAUUUGCCACUUGUCUCAUUUUCGGGAGACUUGCUGUUGCCCCAUGUGAUAUGCACCAAGCUCCAUGAUAAGUACAACUGUUCAUUUUAUUUUCGUGAAAGCACAUGUUUCAUUUUUUCUUUUUUUUUUCUUUUUUUUGCCCCAUGGUGCUUUAGUACAUUCAGAAUUGUACCCUAAGUAAUGGUCUGUGUUGACAUUGAGUGGCUCUCACUGGUGCUCUUAUAAGAUUCAUUAGGAGAAACAGCUAAACCACAAUUCUGAAAGCUUGUACAAAGUGACCAUGAUUUUGGGCUUUAGUUAACUUUCUGCAGUCUCCAUAAGCUGCAGAAAGAAUAAUUAUGCCUAUGGUAUAUGCAUACUAACCACACUGAACUACCAUUGACAAAUCCCUUAUGCUUUCACACUUUUAAAAAUGAACUAUUUAUUUGUGGUUAAUAGGUAUUGGUCCAUGUCACAUGGGGCAUCCUGUGUGUAUGUGUGUUUUAAAAUGUCAUAUUAAUUUGCAUGACAAAGUAACCAAAAUGGAUUUGCAGUUAAUAGUUCGUGCAGUGCUGUUAUAUAAUGCAAACAGUAAAUGUUAUUAGCUUCUAUAGUGUGCAAGUUUCAUGUGUGGCAGACCUGUCUUACAUAUGGCUGCAUUUGAAUUUUAGUGAUCCCCAAGAAGAAAUAUAAUUGGUAAGCAUUCAAUACCUUACUUUUGAUUAUCACACAGAAAACACUGAUUUUCAAAUCAAAGGAAGUUUUUAUCACAUACAAAACUUUCUGCCAGCUUUGGUAUCGUACAGUUAAUGGAUGUGUUGUUUGCUAUGUACACACGUACACACACCUGUACUUUGCAUUCAUACGUAAUUCAGUGAGGCACGCAUGACCCACAAUAGAGGCACUCAUUGUAUAACUAGUGAAUCACCUUUACUGCCGUCAUAAUGGUUACUGUUAAUAGCUGGAUUAUUUUGCCAGUUACUGAAGAGGAGUCAUAGCACAACAUUUUAGCUUGUGCUACACCUUUUCUUUUUCCAAAAUUAAGAAAUGGUGGUAAAUAUUACAUUUACUGCUGUAUGCAUAACACUGCUGACCAGGUUGUAUGCUUUCUAAGCUAAUCAUAAAAAUAUGCUGUCUUAUACAUUAUCUAAAUUCUUCAUUGGUCUAAAUGCUUUGACAUGUGCAGCCCAAUUUUUUUCAGCUGGCAACUGUGUCAUAGGUCCAAUGGAUGUAAUCAGGUGUACACUUUGGCAACUGCCGGACAUUUAUCAGCGUUGUUGUUGCUGUACUUGCAUUCAGAAGCAUUGUGUAUGAUGUCACUUGUGCAAUAAUCUGUACUGUAUAUAUAAAAUG